Vicia faba (fava bean) is the source of this 642-nucleotide messenger RNA. Lineage: Eukaryota; Viridiplantae; Streptophyta; Magnoliopsida; Fabales; Fabaceae. The record is from the annotation of a GenBank genome assembly.
AUGAAGAAGCUCUACCAUAAAGCGACGGUUCAUCCAACCCCACCGGUCAUCACCGACCAACUUUCCUUCCUUCCGGCCACCAUCCUCACCCUAGCAGCUGCUCUCUCAACCGAAGACAGAGAAGUCUUGGCUUACCUCAUCUACUGCUCAUCCGCUGCCACCCCACCAGCCUUUACCGGAAACCCAAAACGGAACACCGUUAAGAACACCGAUCAUGCUACUCUCUUCAACUGCAGCUGUUUCCGAUGCUACACGAGUUACUGGGUCAGAUGGGACGAGUCGCCGAACCGUGAACUCAUACAUGAAAUCAUCGACGCUUUUGAGGAGUGGUUGGCUCAGAGUAGUAAAGGUGGGAAGAAAGGGAAAGGGAAGAAAGAGAAGAGGAACAAGAAAGGGUUUGUGAAUAAGCGGUCUGGACCUGGUUACUCCGGUGAGUCGAAUCGGUCUGUGGUGAACGAGUCGGCUGAGAUGGAAUCGGUGGGAGAAAGUAGUAAUAGUAGUAGUAGCGGUGGUGGUGGUGGUAGUGAAAGUGGUGAAAGGGUGGUUGUUGUUGUUGGUGGUGGUGGUGAUGAUGAAGAGAAAGGGUCGGUGAGAAAAUUUGUGAGUUUUAUUGGAGAAAGAAUUUGGGGUGUUUGGGGAUAG